Molecule: messenger RNA, 409 nt
Organism: Prorocentrum cordatum
Lineage: Eukaryota; Dinophyceae; Prorocentrales; Prorocentraceae
Source: the annotation of a GenBank genome assembly
GCUUCUGCAAGUUUGCACGCUGCACUUCAAGAAGGCCACGGCAAUGUUCGCCUGCAGCCCGGAGAAGAUCACUGCCGCAGAUUUCUCGGCGACCUGCCGCGGGGCCUACUCGGCGGCGCCGAACAUCACAAAAUUAUUGGGCGCCGGGUUCCGGUCAUCUCGCGACUGGGCGCGCAAGAUUCCAGACCCGCUGGCGGCCGCGGGUGGCGAGGCGGCGGACGCCGCGGCCAUGGCCGCGAAGCGUGGCGCCGCGGUGCAGGACAUGAGCAAGCAGCAGGUCGAGGCUCGCGCGGCUCUCGCCGCGGCCACGGCCGCCGCUGCGGCGUUGUCAGAGCCGGCCCCCUCGCCGCAGAUCCGCGCCUCGCGGCGGGCGGGGGCCGCGGGCGAGGGAGAGGACUGGCGUCGCUGA